Pelagomonas calceolata is the source of this 3499-nucleotide messenger RNA. The record is from the annotation of a GenBank genome assembly. NCBI's taxonomy places the organism in Eukaryota, Pelagophyceae, Pelagomonadales, Pelagomonadaceae.
AUCACAUUACUCGCAGUAAAUUCACCAGCUGCAUAACGUCCAAACGCUGGAGUGGAAGCGGACAAGAGGGUAGGAAGCGGUGGGGUAGUUGCAAUUUAAAACUGCUGCGCAUUGGCAACCAUUUUUGCAGCAGCAGCACCAGAGGCAACAUGCUGGGAGCACGUGUUCUUCGCGCAGUAAUCGCUGGCCUGCUCACCAGCACCGCCACCGGCCUCAUCGCGCCGCGCAGCAGUGCGACACAGCCUUUGGGUGCAAACCGUUUGCCAGUUCGCCACGCGCACGACGACGCUGCAGCCGCUGCUCUUGAUUCGUUCGACGACCUGGCGUCGCUGGAGCGGCGGCUCGCGGCGUUGGACGAUGGAGUGGUGCCGAAACUGCGGGGCUUCUUCGACACGGAGCUCAAGUCGUUCGCGCUGGAGCCCGGCGUGACGCGCAAUUACUCCGUGACGAGCAGCGCCAUCUGCAUUGGUGCUUUAUUGGACGCCGACGCGCUGGACGAAUUUCCAGCGGUGACGAAAGCAUUAGCGGAGGCGCCCUGGCGGACCGACGACCUGCUGCAGGCGCCGCUGGUGGUCUCGGCUCUGGCGCGCGCCGCAGUGGGACCGCCGUGCACGGACCGAUUGGCGGGCGCCGUCGAGGCGCUGCUGGCCUGCCGGCCGCACCUUCGCGACUGGAGGCGGCAGAAGCUGUCGAGCUACCUGACGUACUGGCUCACGCGGGCGCUGCUCGACGUCGCCGACGCGGAUUUAGUGGAAUUCCUUGGCAUCGAUUCAAUGGCCAUGGCGUUCGCGCUGAAAAGAUCGUUUCAGGUGGCACGGGACGAACUCUGCCGCCAGCUGGCCUACGACUCGAUGGGCGAGCCGGCCGACGCGACACGCGUCGCGUAUUCGCUCGCGACGUACGCGUCCGUGGGCGCCGCUAGGGAUCAAAUCAAUGCGUUCGCGACGCGCGACGAAGUCCGCUGCGACGGCGAUGGAGAUAGAGACGGCAUCGAGGCGCCGAACCUCAAGCUCUGCGCGCGCGCGCUCGACGUCUUCUUCGGGGCGCAGCGCGAGGACCAGUGCAUAAAUCAAAUUGUCGCGACGCUUUCCACAGGUUGAUUUACGCACAGGCGACGACGGAACAUGGGCUCCGGGCCAAAAAAUAUUCGUGCGGUCGCGACGGUCCUUCGUACGACAUGGCGUCCAGUGAGGGGCCUUCUCCAUGCAACAUUCGUCGACGCGACGCGCGGUCGUGCACACAGGACGUUGGCAACGCUUUCGUUUUCAGCCCCGACGCGCUCGCGACGGUUUUGGCGCUGCCGCUGCCGCGCGCGGCGUUCCGGCCGCACGUGGCGAAGAUCGAGCGGACCUGCGCCUGGCUCGAGCGGCAGGACCGCGGCGGCGGCGGCUGGCGGAGCGACCACCUCGAGGAGGGCUCGGGCGCGCCGCUCGCGUGGUCGACGGCGCAGGCGCUCCAGUGCGCGGGUGCCGCGUCCAAGGUCGUGGGAGACCUGCUGAACAAAAGGAUCCUCGCGGAGUUCGGCGGGCGCGAGGGCAAGGCCCCCGACGCGACGGUGUUCGAAGGGCUCUUGGAUUCGGACAUGGCAUGUUGUCUGUGUCUUCAAGGUCCUUCGACGCCGUUGACGCGCGGCCGACACUCACUCGUCGGUGUCCAUACAGGCGAGCGACUCGCUCAAGGACAUUUUACGGUCUCGCAUCAUCGAACCACGUACGCAGAGCGGGUCGCUCUCGCCGACAGCCUAUAGCGCGGUGUUGUUCGGUCCACCUGGCACGGCGAAAACCACGACCGCUGAAAGCGUCGCCGCGGCACUCGGCUACGGCUUCGUUGUAAUCGACACGGCCGUGUUCCUCGAAGACGGUCUCGCGAACAUCGCGUCGCGCAUGGCCUACGUCUUCGAUCGCCUGGAGCGACUGAGAGACUGUGUGAUUCUCUUCGACGAAAUUGAAGAGUUCUGCCUCGACAGGACGACGCCAGGCCUAGGUAUGGAGUCGCGCAUAUUAACGACGGCGAUGCUGACGCGGCUGAACGAUCUGCGACGGGCGGAGCGGAGCAUCUUUCUCGUCGCGACCUGUGUGGAAAUCAAAAUUUUACGGCACGUUCGUGCUGAAUCAUCGCAUCAUCCUCCACGCCAUCGACGCGACGCCUGCUCGAUGGCGAGGCGGUGCCGGUUCCUCAUCGCUCGACCGAGCCAGGACGGCCGCGUUGGCACCCGACGCACUGGUUGAUUUCCACACAGGUCGCGACGAACCGACUCGCGGCGUUCGAUAGCGCCGUGGUAAGGCCGGGCCGCCUCGACAUGCUGCUCUUCGUGGGUACGCCGAACGUCGCCGCUCGCGCGGCGCGCUUUGAGAUGUCGCUGCCUGGGCCCGACGCGGCCGCGGCCGCGACGUUCCGCGAAUUUCUCGAGGAUACCUGGGAAAGCGACAGUCGCUUCUUGAAUUAUAUGGAGAGCGAACGCUUCCGGGCCGCGGCGCUUGCGUCGCUCGCAGACGGUCCUCUGAAAACCGACUGCCUCCGCGCCGUCCUCAGUGACGUAGUCCGGACCUCCAUCCUCCGCGACGAAAGUGCCAGAGAGGAGUACUGCGACAACGUCGCGCUUACGCGUUUGUAAUCUUAGCAAGUAUAUACAGUCGUCACGCCCUGUUGUUUCUUUUACCCCGGUCGGUGUAGAUCACAGUAUCACGUAGUUACUUGCUAGAGAGAGACGAGGAGCCCGUCUACUUCCCCAGCGCCGCGACGUCCUCGAAGAGCUUGGCGUCGGAGCGGUGCUGUGAGUCGUGCAAGCACCUCCACGCCAUCAAGCAAUAAUGCGGCGUACAAAGUCGCGUCGACGGCGUUCAUUUGAAGGUAAAUCAACGCUGCCACUUGCCCGCUCGCCGUCGGCCUAGUGUCAAUAGAGUCGUCCCGCCGGAGCGGCGUAUUGAUGGAGAUUCGGUGUGGGGUUUAUUAUAUUGCAACGGUGACGGCGAGGUCGAACGCAACGAACUCGAGCGCGGCCUAAGGAUAGGCCUAUUUUAUUGGCUCGCUUCGUUUUCCAAACAUCUCCUCGCGAUCCCUUCCAACGCCACACGUCGUGAACGGCCGCGAGCAACGCGGCGUCAUCCAUAUCAACCCACUCGCAACCAACAGAUUGGCAGCCUUUGACUCCGCCGUCGUGCGGCCGGGCCGCCUCGACAUGCUCCUGUUCGUCGGCACGCCUAAUUUGGCAGCCCGCGCGGCGCGCUUCGAGGCGUCGCUGCCCGCGCCCGACGCCGCUAUCGCAUCCGCGGUGUUCCGCGAAUUCCUCGAGGAGACGUGGGAGAGCGACUCGCGGUUUCUCAACUUCAUGGAGUCCGAGCGCUUCCGGGCCGCCGCGCUUGCGUCCAUGUCGGAGAGCGGAGCCCUCUCGGCCGAUCGGCUCCGCGCCAUCCUCGGCGACGUCGUCCGCACAUCGAUCCUCCGCGACGAAAGUGCUCGAGAGGAGUACAGGGACAACGUCGCGCUCACGCGUCUGUAA